AUGAGUCUCACUGCAAAAGACAAGGGCAUUGUUGUGUCCUUCUGGAACUCCAAGGCCGCAGCCAAGGCCAAUGAGAUUGGAGCACAGGCUUUGGCAAGCUUUAUAAAUGAGGCCCUUGAUCUGGGCCCUGACUCUGCACAAGUGAAGAAGCACGGCGCAACCAUCAUUGGCACCCUCGGAGACGCUGUUGGAAUGAUGGAUGACCUUGUUGGUGGUCUGAACAAGCUGAGCGAGCUGCACGCUUUCAAGCUCCGAGUGGACCCUGCCAACUUCAAGAUCCUGGCCCACAACAUCAUCCUGGUUUUGGCCAUGUACUUCCCAGAAUACUUCACUCCAGAGGUCCACACCUCCGUUGACAAGUUCCUGCAGAAGGUGGCUUUGGCUUUGGCCGAGAGAUACCGAUAA
Cololabis saira (Pacific saury) is the source of this 405-nucleotide messenger RNA. RefSeq names its product hemoglobin subunit alpha-A-like. The coding region runs from base 1 to 405 and encodes 134 amino acids. The transcript has 3 exons. NCBI's taxonomy places the organism in Eukaryota, Metazoa, Chordata, Actinopteri, Beloniformes, Belonidae. Gene Ontology annotation, biological process: hydrogen peroxide catabolic process. Gene Ontology annotation, molecular function: peroxidase activity; organic acid binding; oxygen binding. Gene Ontology annotation, cellular component: blood microparticle; hemoglobin complex; haptoglobin-hemoglobin complex. The record is from RefSeq and is a predicted model, not a curated record.